Astyanax mexicanus (Mexican tetra) is the source of this 2651-nucleotide messenger RNA. It is a transcript of the gene nap1l1, whose product is annotated as nucleosome assembly protein 1-like 1. The transcript is spliced from 16 exons. Gene Ontology annotation, molecular function: chromatin binding; histone binding. Gene Ontology annotation, biological process: nucleosome assembly. Lineage: Eukaryota; Metazoa; Chordata; Actinopteri; Characiformes; Acestrorhamphidae. Gene Ontology annotation, cellular component: chromatin; nucleus. Bases 159 to 1322 code for a protein of 387 amino acids. The record is from RefSeq and is a predicted model, not a curated record.
GCGCGCUCCCUUUUUUACCGCCAUCAGAGCGGCGCGAGAGAGACACGCAGAUCCAGCAGGCUGAGGCAGAGUCUCCGAGUCCCGGCCUCACAGUCCCGCCUCAGACCGCUUCAUCUCCGCCUACAGAGUCUCCCGCACCCGCCGGAAUAAAAACAGACAUGGCCGAUCUCGACAAUAAAGAGCAGGCUGAGCUGGACCCAGCUGAUAUGGAAGAUGUUGAGGAGGUGGAGGAGGAGGAGACCGGGGAGGAUGUCAACAGUAAAGCGAGGCAGCUGACUGUGCAGAUGAUGCAGAAUCCUCAGAUCUUGGCAGCUCUGCAGGAGAGGCUGGACGGACUGGUGGGUUCCCCUUCCGGGUACAUGGAGAGUUUACCAAAGGUAGUGAAGCGACGUGUAAAUGCGCUGAAGAACCUGCAGGUGAAAUGUGCUCACAUCGAAGCAAAGUUUUACGAAGAAGUUCACGAGCUGGAAAGGAAGUAUGCGGCUCUGUACCAGCCUCUGUUUGACAAGCGCAGUGACAUCAUCAAAGCGGUGUAUGAGCCAACAGAUGAGGAGUGUGAGUGGAAGCAGGAGGAAGAGGAAGAGCUGACAGUAAGUAAGCAGGAGGAGAUGAAGGAGAAGGCGAAGCUUGAGGAGGAAAAGAAGGAUGAGGAGAAGGAAGACCCCAAAGGAAUCCCUGAAUUCUGGCUCACUGUGUUUAAGAACGUGGACCUGCUCAGUGAAAUGCUGCAGGAACACGACGAACCAAUCCUCAAACACCUACAGGACAUCAAAGUAAAGUUCUCUGAUGCAGGACAGCCGAUGAGCUUCACAUUAGAAUUCCACUUUGAGCCCAAUGACUUCUUCACAAACACAGUUCUGACCAAAACCUAUAAGAUGAGGUCUGAGCCAGAUGAGUCUGACCCAUUCUCCUUCGACGGGCCAGAGAUUAUGGGCUGCACAGGGUGUACGAUUGACUGGACCAAAGGGAAAAACGUCACAUUGAAAACCAUCAAAAAGAAGCAGAAGCACAAGGGUCGUGGUACCGUCCGAACAGUUACGAAAACUGUCCCCAACGACUCCUUCUUCAACUUCUUCACUCCUCCUGAAGUACCAGAAAGCGGAGAGCUGGAUGAGGACUCCGAGGCAGUUCUGGCAGCGGAUUUUGAGAUUGGUCACUUCAUUCGCGAGCGCAUCGUCCCCCGAGCUGUCCUCUACUUCACUGGAGAGGCCAUUGAGGAUGACGACGAUGAUUAUGAUGAAGAGGGUGAGGAGGCUGAUGAUGAGGAGGGAGAGGAGGAGGCGGAUGAGGAAAACGAUCCGAGCUAUGAUCCCAAGGUGUAAAUGGUGUGUAGAAAUAACCCAGUCCUGAAGGAUGCCAACCCCCCAGCAGAGUGUAAGCAGCAGUGAUGGAGCUCCACCGCGGUUGGGAUCCACUGCACUGUAACAGCUUCAGAAACAUAGUUCCUUACCGCCUUAUUAUAAUGUUUUGUAUUUUCUUGGUAGAAAUAAUUGAAGAUGAAGAGAUACGGUUUUUGUUACAGAAAAAAAAAAAAAAACACUGACUCAUUAUACCAGAGCCAUGGCUCGUUCAUCACUUAGUAUUUUACUAGACCGGUUUUCCUCUGUUCUGUUUGUUUAUUUUUCUUUCUGUAAAAUAGUUAGAAUGCUGAAACUCCCUCAAACGCAUGACACUCGUUUCUUCACUGCUAAAAAUAACUAGUUGGGUUCUCGUGAUGUCGUUUGUUGUAUUGCUCUUGGACAACAGCUGUGGAUGUGAGAUGCAGCGAAAUUAGAGUAGCCAUUCACCUGAUGGCACUGCCUGUGUUUUUUUUUUUUUUUUAAAUUGGGCUUGAUGUGUUGUAACAUUCCAUGUGCUAGAUUACUGCGAGUCAAGCCCUGAAUUGGUCAUUAAAUCUGGCCCAUCACAUUCCAGCCUGUGAGGAAUUGAUCCUGCCCACUUCUGGCUGUAACAUAAUGCCUUUAUUGCAACUAGCCCAAAUAGCUCCUUGUUUUGAUCCUUGGUGUGGUACAUGAUUGCAAUUAACUGCUGUGUAGAAAACUAUGUAGGGAAUGGAGAAUGGGGUGGGGGGGGUCAAUUGAGAUUCAGCUCAUUUUAGCACUUUUUCAUGGCGUAUGCUGAGGACGUUUUUCGGUUUUAGCCUGCAUUUCAGCACAGAGGGGGUUCUGCCCUGUUUAACCUGGGUUAAGUUUUAUUGGUUCAGUUUAAAUCAUUCUUAACCGGGUUAAAACUAGUGCUAAGUUAACACUUGUCAUGCUUAUUAACACUUGUGGUGGUUUUAAGCCCAGCUGUAAGUGUUGCUCGUGAUGAGUGUUCAGCCAGGCAGGACCAGUCACAAGAUUUUGAUUCUGAUUGGUUGGUGUUCAUCCAGCCUCUGUGUUGCAAGCCCGUCACUGUGAAGGGUUGUAUGUGAGUGUCUUUGCGAAUGUGUGGAAAUGUACAGUCAGGUUUUGGUAGCCUGUUCUCUUGUAGCCCAACGCAGCAGAAAGCAAUAGCACCCCUCUGGAGUCGACCCUAAGAAGCCCCUGUAGCCUGAACAGUGAGUGAAUGCUGCAGCUGUUGUCGAAGUGAAAUGCCAUGCUACAGAUACUAAUGUACUCAAUAACUGUACGUGGAUGUAUAUUCAUGAAAUAAAUGGGUUAAACAUCUGA